AUUGGAAUUUAUUAGCGCUCACCACCUCCGUCUCCUUCUCCUGUAAGGGUUUGUCUCGUAUUUGGAGAAAAUCCUUUGAUCUUAGGGUUCCUGAGAUUUCUUGGGUUUCAGAAACCCGAUCACUUUACGUGGUAAAGGUUUUCUCGAUUUGCUUCAAGUUUUUCGGUAUUUCGAGGUUCUUGUUGGAGGCAAUGGCGGUACUGUGAAUGAGCUUACUUUAAGAGCCGACCUUCUGAGGUUUUAGGGUUUUGUUUAAGCUUCAUGGUACUUUUGAAAUGUGUUUUCGAGCUUCUUCAUGGGUUAUUGUAGUUCGAAUUGAAAUGGUGCUGUGAUGAGUGAUGAAGGGGUGCAGAUCUUCUGAGAUUUGAAGUUGCUGUUGGAUGCUGUUUUAAGGUGCCCCAAUCGCGGGAUUUUGGGUGCGUUCUUUCAAAGUUUUGCGGUGUUUCGGAAAUCUUGAAGUUGGUGGAAAUGUACUUGGAACGUUCGAAGGGUUGAAAAGCAAAUGGGCUUCUAGCUGUCGUUUGCAACUAGAAUCUCGUUCUAGGGAAAGGUAUUCUUAUUAUUCUUCGAACAAGGAAGUUGUUCCGUUUCUGCAAAGAGAACUUUUUACCGUUGUGAAUCUAGAGUUGGAGUACUGUUCUAGAUCCAAGUUGUGUUUGAGGAGGAAGGACCGAAGGAACCGAUCUUUUGAAAAGCUUUUAACAAAAAGGGGGAAAAAGUAAGAAUCUGGGUUUUUUGUAGUUGUUGAAGAAAAGGCUAUUUAUUUCAUAAAAAUCAGAAGAUCAGAUGGAUUUCUUCAAAGUAAAGAAGUUCAGAAAAGCUCAUAAGCCUGACCCGGAGAAAGAUCAGGAGGAUAGGCCGGUUCCACCACCUGAGCAACUGAAGAAUGAGAGUGGAGAUGACUUGACUAAAUCAGCCAAGGCUGAUGCUCCAGCUGAUGUUGAGGAUGACGAUGACGAUGAUUUUAUAACUAAUGAAGUGAAGAGGCGGCUAAAAGAGCUGAGAAGGAACAGUUUCAUGGUUUUGAUACCUGAAGAAUCGUGCCCGGAAGAGGAAGAAGAGGAAGAAGAGGAGACAAGCUCGAGCGAGUGGAGGGAACCCGAAGUGGAAAAUGGUUGCCCACAGAUUCGGUUUGAUACAGUGUAUGACAAGUACUGUGAACGGAUGCUGUUCUUUGAUAGAUUGAGUGUUCAGCAGCUGCAUGAAGCAGGAUCCCAAAUUCCUUCAAAUCUGUCACCAAGGUCUACACCUAGGAAGCUAGCUUCUACCCUCCGCAACCUCUCUUUCAAGAAGCGAGAGCCUCAAGAUGACAGUGAGCAUCUGCAGCAGAAGCUGGAAGACCCUUACCAAGAUCUUGAGACAGCUUAUGUUGCACAGAUUUGUUUGUCAUGGGAGGCACUUCACUGCCAGUAUGCACAAUUGAACCAGAAAAUCUCAUCACAACCUGAAUGUCCCACCAGUUACACUCAUGCUGCUCAGCAGUUCCAGCAAUUUCAGGUUUUGUUACAAAGAUACAUUGAGAAUGAGCCCUUUGACAGGGGAAACAGGGUGGAAAUUUAUACUAGAACAAGAAAUUCUUUGCCCAAGCUGCUUCAGGUUCCAAGCAUUCAAGUUCUGGACCCGAAAGAAUUUGAAGAAGGGUCAGAUUUGGCGGUCCAUGCCUCUGACCUAAUUAGGAUAAUUGAGGAAUCAAUCCUGACAUUCCGUGUUUUCUUGAAGAUGGACAAGAAAAAGUCAGGUGGUGUUCUUAAUCUAUUUGGUGGCCAAAACCAGGUUGCAAGCCCGCUUCAAGAAAUUAAAUCUUCUCUUGAAAAGAAAGAAAUGAAACUGAAAGAACUCUGUAAAAAGAAGGGGUUGAAGAAGAAAUCCUGGCCUGCAACGAUAGAGGAAACUGAACUAUUUUUCAGCCUCAUUGAUGUCAAAGUCAUAAUGAGGGUUCUGAGAAUGGUGAGGAUCAGCAAAGAGCAGUUAUUCUGGUGCGAAGAAAAGAUGAACAAACUUGAACUAUCAGGGGGUAAAUUGCGGAGAGAUGGAUCGCCACUACUGUUCCCAUGUUGACAGUGAUCCACUUACGCUGUGGACAUACAGUGAGAGUUCCUCCUCUCAGAGGGAUAUAUUUAAAUAUGUUUUAUCUAUACAUCUACACAUAACAUAUAGGUAAUUGUGUUAAUCUUACUUGAGUUGAGGCAAUUACUAGCGAGUCUGUAGAUACCGUGGAACCAAUGUAUCAUGGCAACUGGGGAGUUUUGUGAAGUUCUCUUUAUUGACACCCCUCAGCCAAACCCACUUUCCAGUUAUCGUUCUCUUUUGUCCGCCUGAAAUGAUGCUUGCCUCUGGGCUCUGACCUCUGUACUGUAUUUAGUUUGUAGAUUGAAUUUUCUGUGGCUUUAUACAGAUUAGUUGAGUCGCACGUGCUAUAAGAUAGAUGAAAACAAGUUGACUAGAA
Messenger RNA from Nelumbo nucifera (sacred lotus), 2446 nucleotides. RefSeq lists its product as uncharacterized. The record is from RefSeq and is a predicted model, not a curated record. Lineage: Eukaryota; Viridiplantae; Streptophyta; Magnoliopsida; Proteales; Nelumbonaceae.